Molecule: messenger RNA, 2403 nt
Organism: Colletotrichum destructivum
Lineage: Eukaryota; Fungi; Ascomycota; Sordariomycetes; Glomerellales; Glomerellaceae
Product: Putative glycosyl hydrolase, all-beta, glycoside hydrolase superfamily
Exons: 1
Coding region: 1-2403 (800 amino acids)
Molecular function (GO): beta-glucosidase activity
Source: RefSeq, a predicted model, not a curated record
AUGGCGGACAAGUAUGCCGCACAGGACCUCUCCGAUGCCGCCCUGGGAGGGCCGAUUGGCCUGAAAGACGGCUACUUUAUCGACGGACACGGCCGCACGCUCACGCUGCACGGCCUCAACAUCUCGGGGGCCAGCAAGCUGCCGACGAAACCCAACGGCCUGUCCCAUCUCACCGACGGCUUCUUCGAGCACCGCACCGUAACCUUCGUCGGCAGACCGUUUCCCCUACAAGACGCCCCGCUGCACUUCCGCCGCCUGCGGGCCUGGGGACUCCCCCUCGUUCGCCUCCUCGUCACGUGGGAGUCCCUCGGCCACGCCGGCCCGGAUCCCGAGACGGACCUUGACUUUGAGUACAUUGAUUACCUGCGCCAGCUCAUCGAGCUCAUGCCCAAGUACGGCAUCAAGUGCUUCGUCUGCGCCCACCAGGACGUCUGGAGCAGGUUCAGCGGCGGGAGCGGCGCCCCCGGGUGGACUUUCGAGGUCGCGGGGCUCGACGUCGAGGCUUUCACCGACACGGGCGCCGCCUAUGUACACGGCCAAGAUGAGCUGCGCCGCGCCAAUGCGCCUGUCAACGAGAAGGAGCCCAGCGGUCCCUUCGUGUGGCCUUCGGGGUACCAGAAGCUGGCUGCGUCGACAAUGGCCACGCUGUUUUGGGCGGGAGAUGCUCUCGCGCCAAACCUGCGCUGUCCGCGGCCCCCGAGCUCGUCGAAAGGCGACACUGUUUCCGUGCGGGAGUACCUCCAGCACGCUUUUAUAGAAGCGUUUGGCCGACUGGCCGACGAGGUCAGCGGUCUUGAGGCCUGCGUUGGGUUCGAGCCGUUGAACGAGCCGCAUCGCGGCCUCAUCAACCUCCACGGGUUUGACGGGUGGAACUAUGACACCGACCUCCACAUCGGAUAUUACCCGUCUCUAACACAAGCUCUUGCGCUCGCCAGCGGCUACGCCCAAGAGGUGGAUUACUACGUGAAGUCGUGGCCGUUCCCAACCCGCGUCUCGCACCGAACUCUCGUCGACCCCAAGGGAAGAUCGGCUUGGUUGACUGCGAAGCCAGACGCUGCAAAGCCUCAGAACUACGGCCUGGGCGAGUGUGUAUGGCGCGCUCACGGUGUUUGGGAAUGGGACGAGACGAAGAAAGGCCCGAAAGUGCUGCAGAAGAACUACUUCGAGGUGGACCACCGGCCGGGCAGCGAAGGGAACCCUAUCGAGUGGUACAGAGACUUCUACGGCCCGUUCCUGAAGCGCUUCUCUGACCGCGUCUCCCGCAAAUCCCCUCGCCAAUUCUGCUUCUUUGAGCCCAUACCGAACGAGUUCAUGCCGCCUUGGAUCGGGCAGGGGGACAAAGCGGACGAGUCGGCGCAGAAGCAGACGUAUGCGACCAAAACCAUCAUCGACACCCAGAGGCCGGAUAACCUCGUGUUUGCGCCUCACUUCUACGACCUCAACGUCUUGUUCAGCAAACACCACUCGUGGAUGAGCGUCAACGUGCAGGGCGCGUCGAGAGGCAUGUUCAUACUCAAGGCGCUCCACUUCGGCGCGAAGGCACUGCGGAAGAACUACCGCCUCCAGCUUUCUAAUAUCCUGAGGUACGGGAGGAAGUCGUUGGGCGGCCACGUCCCGGCCCUCAUCGGCGAGGUCGGCAUCUCCUUUGACAUCAACGGCGGCGCGGCGUUCAAGACCGGCAACUACGACAAGCAGCGCGAGCUGAUGCACGCCCUCAUCUCGGCCAUGGAGGACAACCAGGUCGCCUUCACGCUGUGGAACUACAACCCCGACAACCGCGUCGAGUACGGCGACGGCUGGAACAUGGAGGACUUCUCCGUCGUCAACGGCAACACCGAAGCCAAGCCCGGCCACAUCCUCCCCGACUACGCCAACGAGGCCCACGAGGAGGACGAAAUGUACCGCGGGGGCAGAGUGCUGGACGUCAUCAUCCGCCCCUAUGCCGUCAAGGUUGCCGGACGGCCCCUGCGGUCGGACUGGGACCCCCGAACCCUGCAUUACGAGUUUGAAUGGGCGACAGAGACCCCCGACGCGGACCAGACAGGGAAGAAGCAGUCGGACAAGUCGCGGACGACCGAAGUAUUUGUGCCCAAUUAUCACUAUGCUGGACGCGGCAUCCAAGUCAAGGUCAGCGGGGGGGAGUGGUCGUACGACCCGGACCUGCAGACGCUCUACGUCCAUCACGACGCCAGCAGGACCGAACACCGGUUGACCAUCGAUAUUCCUAACGUGCCGAAACACCUCAUGGAGACGGUGGAACGGCGACGCCGCGCGUUCCCGCCACGCUUCCCCCUGAGCCUGGUCUCGCCCAGCACCGAACUGGCGAUGGAGGAGUUGAUGCUGACGGUGCUGCUGCCGGGUCUCGUGCUCAUCCUGCUGGCGGUGGCACAGAUGUUUAUCUGA